Messenger RNA from Dioscorea cayenensis subsp. rotundata (Guinea yam), 945 nucleotides. Its product is annotated as eukaryotic translation initiation factor 5A. Gene Ontology annotation, biological process: positive regulation of translational elongation; positive regulation of translational termination. NCBI's taxonomy places the organism in Eukaryota, Viridiplantae, Streptophyta, Magnoliopsida, Dioscoreales, Dioscoreaceae. The record is from RefSeq and is a predicted model, not a curated record. The coding region runs from base 160 to 639 and encodes 159 amino acids. Gene Ontology annotation, molecular function: ribosome binding; RNA binding; translation elongation factor activity. The transcript is spliced from 6 exons.
CGCAUAUAUUCCAGCGUGCCAUCAACGCGAUUGCAUGCCCCUUCACAUCCACCGUACACGUGGACCCCUUCUCCCUUGAUAUUUUUGACACCCUUCCUUCUUUCUCCGCGCUCAUUCUCUCUCUCUCUCUCGAACUUCGGAGUUUGAUUUGCAGGAACGAUGUCGGACGAGGAGCAUCACUUUGAAUCCAAGGCCGAUGCGGGAGCGUCGAAGACGUAUCCCCAGCAAGCCGGAACCAUCCGAAAGAAUGGCUACAUCGUCAUCAAGAACCGUCCUUGCAAGGUCGUGGAGGUCUCUACUUCCAAGACUGGCAAGCAUGGACAUGCAAAAUGCCACUUUGUUGCCAUAGAUAUUUUCAAUGGAAAAAAGCUUGAAGAUAUCGUGCCUUCAUCUCAUAACUGCGAUGUUCCCCAUGUGAACAGGACUGACUAUCAGUUGAUUGAUAUCUCUGAAGAUGGAUUUGUUAGUCUGCUGACUGAAAAUGGUAACACAAAGGAUGACCUGAGACUUCCAACUGAUGAAGCUCUGCUCAGUCAGAUCAAAGAUGGUUUUACUGAUGGAAAAGAUUUGGUGGUGACUGUGAUGUCUGCAAUGGGUGAAGAACAGAUCUGUUCCCUUAAAGAUAUCGGUCCCAAGUAGCUUUCCUGUAUCAUCGACCAGCUCUAUCUGUCAUAGCUGGUGAAUUCUUAAGUGUUAGAUUGUGUAAAACAUAAGAAGCUAUGCUCUCUGAAACAGAUAUAGAUGGCAAUCACAAGCCUUCUUUUGGGUUUGCUCUAGGCUUCAAAUCCAAUGAACCAACUGAGCUGUUGGUGGUUAAUGGCCAAUUUGUCGAUGAACACUAACGAUAAUAUGUGUUACCUUCCUCUUGCUAUUCAAUAGUACUCUGCUUGUCAAUACUUGUUUAUAUGGAAUGACCAAACUCUCUGAGGUUAUUGUCCAUUAUUA